Molecule: messenger RNA, 1218 nt
Organism: Cavia porcellus (domestic guinea pig)
Lineage: Eukaryota; Metazoa; Chordata; Mammalia; Rodentia; Caviidae
Product: HLA class II histocompatibility antigen, DRB1 beta chain
Exons: 6
Coding region: 77-886 (269 amino acids)
Biological process (GO): antigen processing and presentation; immune response
Cellular component (GO): membrane; MHC class II protein complex
Source: RefSeq, a predicted model, not a curated record
GUGGAUAGUGAACGUAUUUCUCACUGCAUAAGGUUUAACUGCUCUACUCUGAUCUAGUCCUCCUCUGUCUUCCAAUAUGCUGUGUCCUAGACUCCCUGGAGGCUCCUGCAUGGCAGCUCUGACAGUUACACUGAUGGUGCUGACUCCUCCCCUGACGGUGACCAGGUCACUCCUACCCACAGCGCGUUUCCUGCUGCAAGGUAAAUCGGAGUGUCACUUCUCCAGCGGAUCGGAGCACGUGAGGUUUCUGGCCAAAUACAUCUACAACCAGGAUGAGUUAGUGCGCUUCGACAGCGAUGAGGUGGGCGAGUUCCGCGCGGUGAGCGAGCUGGGGCGGCCGAUCGCUGAGGACUGGAACAGCCAGCAGGACUUCAUUGAGCAGAAGCGCGCAGCAGCCGGCACCUACUGCAGACACAACUACGGGAUUUUUGCGAAGUUCCAGGUGCAGAGGAGAGUUGAGCACAAGGUGACCUUGUACCUCAUAAGGACCCAGCCCCUGCAGCACCACAACCUCCUGGUCUGCUCUGUAAGUGGUUUCUACCCAGGAUACAUUGAAGUCAGAUUGUUCCAGAAUGGUCAGGAGCAGGAGGCUGGAGUGGUGUCCACAGGCCUGAUCCAGAAUGGAGACUGGACCUUCCAGAUCCUGGUCAUGCUGGAAACUGUUCCUCAGAGCGGAGAGGUUUACGCCUGCCAGGUGGAGCAUGUGAGCUGGAGCAGCCCUGUCACUGUGGAGUGGAGGCCACAGUCUGGAUCUGUACAGAGCAAGAUGCUGAGUGGAGCUGGAGGCUUUGUGCUGGGUCUGCUCUUCCUUGAGUCGGGGAUGCUCAUCUACUCCAGGAAUCAAAAAGGACACUCAGGAGUUCAACCAACAGGACUCCGGAGCUAAGGAGAUGGUGACAGCCCUGAAGGAAGGGCCCGUGUCCCUGCUCUCCAAGACUUCUCCAUGUUGUGUCAGGCUUCCUGCCUGACUCUCGUUCUCCCACAGAGAGAGGCUCGUCCUCCCCGAGAGCUUCCUCAGCCCUCGGGCCCCACCUGGAAGCCCAGACCGCAGGCCUUCCCUCCCUCCCCUCCUGGACCCUGCUCAGGGCUUCUAUACUCCUUGUGCAACGUUGCUCUGUUAUAUCUUCUUCAAAGAAACAUGGAGUUGAAAAUCACCUGCUUAUUAUAAUUUUAAGGUCAGAAACUAUAAGUAAACAGGAGGACGACAUCACUGGUGAA